CUCUAUAUGAAAGCAGAAUGCUAUUAUCAAAUUGGAAACUUUGAAAUGGCAUUGGUUUACUAUCAUAGAGGACAUAAUCUGCGACCAGAAGUUGAGGAAUUCUCUUUGGGAAUCAAGAAGGCGUCAGAGGCUAUAGAAAACAGUGUCGGAGAAAGUGGAGUUGAAAUUCUCAACACUGUCACCGCCUGCCUUCGAUAUCUCACCGAACGAGCAGAUUUUUGGUUGCAACAUAAACCGAUUUAUGCCCGCGAACGAGAAAGAAAAAUGUUUAUGCGUGGAAGAAAUGAUUCCUGCAAGGAAAAAGAUCUCGAUCUUAUAAUUAGCAACAAAAUUUCAAAACUAACAAAACGUGACAAUUUCAAAAAAAAUAGUUUAGAGUUUGAAAAAAGCAAAUACCAGCAAGUUCAGAAAUCGGCAGAGGACUUGCUAAGUUUUGUCGAUUCCUACCCUCGGGAGUCAAUUAAAGACAAAACAAAUACCUUUUCCGCUAUUUACAACCUGAUUGCAAGUUCUGCGUUUGAGCUAAGAAAUUAUGAUUGUGCGGAGGAAAAUUACACUCAAAUGUUAAAGUGGCUUGAAAAUAGUCUAACAAAACUGCUAAAACUUGACAGGAAAAAGGAGUCUGAAACUGUCAUACAAGAGAUUUGGGCAAUCCACGAAAGUUCACGCUGUCACUACGAGCUUGGAAAUUUUCAAGAAGCCGAAAAUUUUGCAAAAAAAUCAUUUGAGCUCGCCAAAUCAAUAUACAACGGCGAAUGGAUGCUCAACAGCGCAGUUAUUCUAGGCAAAAUUUCUGGUAUUUUUACGCUUUCAGUUAAUCUAGAAAAAAAUGAUAAUUAUAGAGACGCUCUUGAAUAUUACGAAUCGGCAUUUAAUCUGUCUAAUGCUUUAAACGACAGUACGGGAGCAAAACUCAUAUCGGAAGCCAUAAAGACAUUACAAGACGCUCGUUUAGAGAUCAAAAUUGACCAUACAGAUCAACACAAUCCGAUAGAUCCACAGAAUAACAAAGAGGAGGUAGAAAAUGAAGAUAACUAG
This is a messenger RNA of Octopus sinensis (East Asian common octopus), 1038 nucleotides long. Its product is annotated as tetratricopeptide repeat protein 25-like. Gene Ontology annotation, cellular component: cytoplasm. The transcript has 3 exons. NCBI's taxonomy places the organism in Eukaryota, Metazoa, Mollusca, Cephalopoda, Octopoda, Octopodidae. The annotation marks the transcript as partial. The record is from RefSeq and is a predicted model, not a curated record. Gene Ontology annotation, molecular function: protein binding.